Phytophthora sojae is the source of this 1434-nucleotide messenger RNA. RefSeq lists its product as hypothetical. Gene Ontology annotation, molecular function: transmembrane transporter activity. Gene Ontology annotation, biological process: transmembrane transport. The record is from RefSeq and is a predicted model, not a curated record. The transcript is spliced from 9 exons. Lineage: Eukaryota; Oomycota; Peronosporomycetes; Peronosporales; Peronosporaceae. Bases 1 to 1434 code for a protein of 477 amino acids.
AUGAGCCCCAUCCUGUCCAUCCUCAUGACGGAGUACUUUGCCAGACUACACAGAGAUGGAGCGCCCAUUGACUGUGGGGCCAAUCCUCACGACGAGGCGUGCACUGCUGGAUCAAGACAAGCUGCGUGGCUGUCGAGUAUCUACUCGGCUGCGGGAUGCGUGUUCAACCUCAUCUUGUCGCCGAUGCUUGGGCAGGCGUCCGAUGUGUACGGGCGCAAGCCAUUUCUUGUGCUAAACCAGAUCUUGCGGCUUGGCGUGCCGUUCUCAGUCAUGUACUUCAUGCAGCCGGGGGGAUCCAUCACGCCUUAUUUCAUUCUGAGGCUCGCCGACUCCGGCUUUGGGGUGGCGGGUGUCAUGAGUGCCUCGGUUGCUGAUAUUGUCGCCCCUGAAGACCGGGCUGCCGCAUUCGGACUUCUCUUUGCAAGUCUAUCUGUUGGUUACUGUGCUAGUGCCUUCAUCGCACCGUUCUUUUCUCGGGAUACUAUUCUGCAGAUUGCGGCUGGUCUGUUCGUGACUCGAGUUCUGUGGGCGAUCUUCCUUUUGCCCGAGACGUUACCAGCUCGAACGCGCUUGAGCAAAACCCGAUGGGUGGUCGAGAACCCCGUCAGCUCGAUGGCGAUUCUCUUCAGGAACCAAUUAUUCAUGCGACUGACGUGCUUAAUCGCGCUGACGAGCUUCGUGUUGAACGGAGUUUUCCAGAUCCAGUCCUUUUACCUGAAUACUAUCGUGGGGUUCGAUGUGAAAGACUUUGGCACUCUGAUGCUGCUUGGAGGGUUCUUGGCAGUAGUAGGGCAGGCUCUGCUGCUCAAGCCGCUGAUCGGUUGUGUCAGAGAGAAGGGCGUGAUUGUCAUUGCACUAGUUGCCAAUACGCUAGGUACUUGUGGGUUUGCUGCUACGGCUUACUACCCGCAUAAAUGGGUGGUCUAUGCAGUGAGCGUCUCCGGAUGCAUCAGCGACCUAUCGUUUCCCGCCAUAUCCGCUCUCAAGUCGAUCAACGCCUCGGAAGAGGAGCAAGGGCGUCUACAAGGUGCGAUUUACGGCGCUCGGUCGAUCUUUGAAGCGCUCGGCCCGGUCAUUUUCGCUGCAAUGUACGCUGGUAUGACUCGGCAAUCCGUUUGGUCGCAAGCUCUUCCGUACGUGGUCGCCUCGUUCCUCUAUUUCGUUGGCGUUGGUAUGGCUUUGUCGCUGCCUGUUGGCAAGACCCCGCCACCAAGUAAAAUCGUCGCGGUUCCAGCACCUCUGCUGUCGCCUACAUACGGUGAAUCCCCAACUUCCAUGUACUUCGAGACUGACGACGACGAUGAAGACGACGAAGACGAUUUGGAAUUCAACCGACUGGCGUUUUCGACCGCGAAGGAGCUCGACGACGACCAUUUCCUCGCGGAGCCGUUGCUGGGGAGCAGCUCGGCAGCGCACGUCCGCGAGGAAGUCUAA